AUGCGGCGAAGUUCUUCUGCCACUGUGUUUCUAUUUGCCCUUGUGCCAUACACUCUGGCAAAUGGGUUGCAGUAUACUACCACGGCUGUAGCAGUCUUGGCUACGUCUACGAGAGACGAGCAGGCCGUCGUCAUGAGCGCUCUUGCCAUUUGGCGCAGCCUGGGCGCUGUCUUGGGCGUCGCGCUCAGCAGCGUCGUAGUUCAGAAUGCACUCUUGUAUUAUCUCGACAUUUUUGUUCGUGGACCACGCCGAGACGACGUCAUUACAAUUGCGCGAACAUCAGUCCAGAAAAUCGCGGAGCUGGAGCAGCCGUAUCAGGAGCAAGUGGUGCAAAGUUACGACGCUGCACUACGGCUAGCAUUUGGGUCCUGUGUCAUUGCAGCAAUUAUUUCUGCGCUCCUGGUUGUUCGAAUCAAACUGCCACGUUUGGGAUCGUUUACCAAGAGCUAA
Akanthomyces muscarius is the source of this 450-nucleotide messenger RNA. RefSeq lists its product as uncharacterized. Gene Ontology annotation, biological process: basic amino acid transport; transmembrane transport. Gene Ontology annotation, cellular component: fungal-type vacuole membrane. The transcript has a single exon. Gene Ontology annotation, molecular function: basic amino acid transmembrane transporter activity. The record is from RefSeq and is a predicted model, not a curated record. NCBI's taxonomy places the organism in Eukaryota, Fungi, Ascomycota, Sordariomycetes, Hypocreales, Cordycipitaceae. The coding region runs from base 1 to 450 and encodes 149 amino acids.